Molecule: messenger RNA, 2687 nt
Organism: Xenopus tropicalis (tropical clawed frog)
Lineage: Eukaryota; Metazoa; Chordata; Amphibia; Anura; Pipidae
Gene: mhc1-uba13
Product: major histocompatibility complex, class 1, UB alpha chain, subfamily 13, member 1
Exons: 6
Coding region: 156-1175 (339 amino acids)
Cellular component (GO): plasma membrane
Source: RefSeq, a predicted model, not a curated record
CCUCCUGUUUUAGUCUCACUUUCUGUCCGAUAACAAACUGCUCUCUCUCUCUAUCUCCUUUUUACUGGAAGUGAAUUAUUUUCUUAUCCCUGUCAAAUCAGUGCAAAAUAACUGAUUUCUUUGCACGUGAAACUGACACCAAGGAUAAUUUGAGAAUGACGUGGGUUGUGCUUCUGCUAUUCAGCCUUGGUAUCCCAGCGGCGUAUAGUCGGAGCCACACGCUGAAGGUUUACACAACUAAGCUCACAGCUCCGUACCCCGGGCUCCCGGACUAUAUGCACAUGGCGUAUGUGGACGAUCUGCGCUACGCCCGCUACAAUAAUGAGUUCAAUCGCUGUGAGUACUGGAUCCCAGCGCUGAGCACCCUGUAUGAACGCAUGACCAUGCAGAAGAAUUACACACACAAUUUUAAGAUUUCCCAUAAUCAGAAAACCAAAUUAUUAACUCAUCUUUAUAACAAGACGUCCGGUAAGGAUGCCAUUCAUGUUUACCAGACUAAAUCUGCCUGUGAGAUGCAUGAAGAUGGAACCAUUAGUGCAUAUCAGGAGGUGGCAUUUGAUGGGAAGGAGCUGAUAGCCUAUGAUUAUCAGAUGGAAACUUUUAUCCCUACAACACCAGAGGCUCAAGUGGUCGCCCAGAUUUGGAAUGAAGAUUAUGCCAAGAGGGAAAAGAUUUACCUGAAAAACCUCUGCACUUAUCGUUUUUCGAAGUAUCUCAAUGCGUUAGCAAGUGACCUGGAGAAAUUAGUUCCCCCCAAAGUGAAGGUUUCCAUCUCAGAGUCAGAGAGUGGCGCAGAGCUGCACUGCCGGGUGUAUGGGUUCUACCCCCGAGAUGUGGAAGUGAAGUGGAUAAAGAAUGGGAGAGAUGAGAUUCACUCAGAGGAGGCAGCACAGAUCCUGCCAAACCCUGAUGGCACCUAUCAGAUCAGAGUCAGUGUGGGGGUAACACCAGAGGGGGGCGCCACUUACUCCUGCCAUGUAGAUCACAGCAGCUUGGAGAAGGCACUGGUUGUUCCCUUUGAACCCAACAAGAGAAGCAUUUUGUAUAUCAUCCCUGUCAUUUUGGCAUCGCUUGUUCUCCUGAUUGCCCUGAUUGCCCUGGGAGUCUUUAUAUGCAGAAAGAAAAAAGACCCCAGUGGCAGCCAUCAGCGUGUAAGCGCAGAGGAUAAAGAGUGAAGUUCUAAAUACACUCCCCUUGGAUCUGAUGUAUAAUUGAUGGCUUUGGGUGCAUUUUAGGAUGCUCCUUGUAGCAGGCACUUUCAGCCAUUUCGCCAGUCUUGGAUAAACGUGCCAAUGAGAAUAUUACUUACCAGUAGUCUUGCUGUUAGGUUACAUUCAGAGACAAUUGGCUUCUACCAUUGGGAGAAUAUUGGUUGUGGCCCUGUGUGUGUGGCCCUGGGCAAGAACUGAGAGUUAAUGUACAUUUGUGAGUGCAGUUGCGAUCCCUGCAAUUUCCCCUGCAGUCAGUUGCAUGUAACACCACUUCCAUUAGUUCCAUAGUUGUGCUUGGCUCUGCUCAGGCCUUCCUGCCUUCCGUUCCUAAUUCAGCACUGCUGUACCUAUUGAUGCAGGGGAACACUGGAGCCACCACCAAUCUGUAGCUCCAGGGUUCCACCAGCGCCCUGCAUGAAUCGUCACAGUUUAGCUGCGCCUAAAGAUGGCCGUACACCUUACAAUUUCCUGCGACCAUUGCUCCACAAUGACGCAGGAAUUUUGGGGAAAAAUUAUUGAAUUGUGGAGAAAAAAGAACACGGUGACUGCACUCAAAAUAUCCACUUUGCACUUAAAGGUGUACAUGCACCCUUAGAUCUUAGAGCAAGGGUCCCCAACCUUUUUUACCCAUAAGCAACAUAUAAAUAUAAGUUGGGGAGGAACACAAGCAUGACAAAAAUUCCUAGGGGGUAACAAAUAAGGGCUGUGAUUGGUUAUUUGGUAGCCCAGUGUGGAUUGGCAGCCUACAGGAGGCUCUGUCUGGCAGUGCCCAUGGUCUUUAUGCCUCCCAGCCAGAAAUUCAAAAAUAAGCACCUACUUUGAGACCACUGGGAGCAACAUCCAAGGGGUCAGUGAACAACAUGUUGCCCCCGAGCCACUGGUUGGUGAUUUCUGUCUUAAAGAGUGCUGCUCUACACACCAAUGUGUCAAGUACUUGAACGGAGCCUUUAAAUAUCCCACUUGAAAUGAAUUUUGGGACUGUCACUUUAGUUUUCACUAUUUUGCUGCUUACUUUGCUUAGUUACCCCCUUUUUCAGGUGGGUUCUACUUUAUUAGAUGUCUGUAACAUUUCACUUUUUUCUAUAUAAUAUGUAUUACUGUUGAUAUUGCUGUGAAUUUUAUUUGCUUGUGGGCCCCUGGGGUGUAUCCCAUAGCACCCCCUGGGUGAAGGAACUGCAUCUUAAGACCCAGGCUUCCCAGUCUCUCCCACCCGUACUAUGGGAGGUUUCUGGGUGAGACCAUGUGUUUGCUGGAGUGUGAAGGGUGUGCCAGAAGAGGGUUAAAACUGUGUUACAAAUACACCCUUGAUAUUGGUAAAUUAAAUCUCCCAACCUCAUAUCUUCUGGGUCUUUGGCAUAUGGUAAAUUGUAAUUGUAUAUAUAUAUUUUGCACAUUCAUAACUGUCUGUACUAUGAAAUAGAGCAUAUAUAUUUAUUUAAAUAAAGAUUCAAAGUAAAGAUUUACUUUACCAACAAA